CGGAACUCUCCUUCCCUUCUCUAAAUCAAUCCCUCAUCCGGAAUUUCAGUUCCCGGCUCACGUGGUGAUAAAUAUAUAUAUAGUAUAUGUAUGCAAGAGCUGGUUUUGAUUCAAAUCCCAAUUGGGCCCUAAUCCAGUCCUCAAUUCAUCUUUAUUCCCGUCAAUCGGUCAGCGUCCAUCAUGGACGUGGUUCUGGAUGUGCUAGAUACCCUGGCAUUUGAUCGACUAUAUGCGACGCUUCUUCCACUGCCUCGGGCUGCCCAAAUAGCACAUCACUUGUCCUUCAAUAGCACAGAAUCGGCAACAUUAAACCAAAAUGUGAACCGUUACUUCACCCUGUCGCCUUCCGAAUGGGCCACACAAAGCAUCUUACCACGAGACCACAUCCUUCGACAGAGUUUGAGUCUAUUCUUGAUUACAUGGGCAUUUGGCGUCAUUGUCUACUUUCUUAGUGCGACCCUUUCAUUCCAUUUCGUCUACGACAAGCGCGCCAUGAAACACCCGAAGUUCCUACGCAACCAGAUCUCUCUGGAGAUCAAGCAAGCCAUGAAAGCAAUGCCCGGGAUGGCAGUCCUCACGGUGCCAUUCUUCCUGGCAGAAGUUCGGGGAUACACGAAGCUGUACGAUUUCUCCAGCCAAGCGCCGUUUUCGCUCUACACAUACCUUCAGUACCCCCUCUUCAUCGCGUUUACCGAUUUUGGAAUCUAUUGGAUCCACCGCGGGGAGCAUCACCCAAAGGUCUACAAGCAUCUUCACAAGCCCCAUCACAAGUGGAUCAUCUCAACCCCAUAUGCCAGCUACGCCUUUCACCCGGUGGAUGGGUGGGCACAGAGCCUGCCAUAUCACGUCUUCCCAAUCCUGUUUCCUCUGCAGAAAUUUGCUUACCUGGGCCUUUUUGUCUUUGUAUCAACGUGGACUGUUAUGAUCCAUGAUGGAGAAUAUGCCCUCGACUCUCCCGUUGUCAAUGGAUCCGCUUGUCAUACCAUCCACCACUACUAUUUCAACUACAACUAUGGCCAGUUUUUGACCAUCUGGGACCGUAUCGGGGGAAGUUAUAGGAAGCCGAACGCAGAGUUGUUUGACCGCGAGGUGCGGAUGACUCAAACUGAGAUCAAGAAACAGAUCGAGGAGAUGGACAAGUUUGUCAAGGAGGUGGAGGGCGUCGAUUACCGAUGCUACCAAAAUCAGAAGACGCUUUAGUGACUGAGUCUAUUUGUUGUUUUUGAUGGUCACACACCUGUAUGGUAUUCAUAACAGGGCGGAUUGGUUCCCGCUCUGAAUUAAGAAGAGUAUAUACUUAGUGUUUAAUUUAAUUAACGAGAAUUUGUUUCCAAGUUGACAAUUAACAUCAGAAUCGGAGAAGAGAUAUGGUGGAGUAUUAGUAUUGCCAACCUAAUUCGCAAGGCAAAACAGUGGGAAUCCGCCACACUAUGUCGCCGGAAGGCGCUCAG
Molecule: messenger RNA, 1451 nt
Organism: Aspergillus alliaceus
Lineage: Eukaryota; Fungi; Ascomycota; Eurotiomycetes; Eurotiales; Aspergillaceae
Product: sterol desaturase family protein
Exons: 3
Coding region: 181-1200 (339 amino acids)
Biological process (GO): lipid biosynthetic process
Molecular function (GO): iron ion binding; oxidoreductase activity
Source: RefSeq, a predicted model, not a curated record